Molecule: messenger RNA, 693 nt
Organism: Penaeus vannamei (Pacific white shrimp)
Lineage: Eukaryota; Metazoa; Arthropoda; Malacostraca; Decapoda; Penaeidae
Source: RefSeq, a predicted model, not a curated record
AUGUCGUGUCUGAAAGAACCAAGGCCUGCCAGCCAACCAGCGACGCAAACCAGGACUUACCAGCCAAUCAGCGAACGCGACUUGGGCCCGCCAGCCAAUCAGCGACGCGCUUCCGAUAGAACCAACAGCUUCUGGGCGAACCGAAGACCACAAGAAGACCGAAGGACUCACUUCGAGGUGAAGAUAAUUGCUGAAAGUGUCAUGUUUGCCCAAAGAAGAAAACAACUGUGCCUGCACAAGGCGCGUGGCGUAGACAGCCUGGGUCCGCCGCACCCGGGCCGCCAUCCCCGCGGUCAGCCGCCCAGGCCGCUUGCGGCGCGACCCCCCCUGCCGCGGCGGCGCUCGGGGCCGCAGGGCAUCGGGCGGGCCGUCCCUCCCCUGCGCCCUGCCCCCGACCCCCCGCCGCGGCGCAGCACACCGCCGCCCCGGGCCCUGGGGCCCUCCGCCGCCAGGGCCACGGCGCGGCCCCCUGGGGUCAUACGCUUUCGGUGUAUCCGGCACGGCCUCGCCUGCGUGCCGUGUUGCCUCACUCCCCCCUCGCACACGCCGUUCACACCACCGAAACCACGCCCGCUCACCGCCCAUCACGCCCUCCCCACGCCCCUCACGUCGCUACGUCCCUCCCACAGCCAGCCGCCUAGAGGCAGCCCCCGAGGCACUCGAACUCCUUUUGCACAGCUGCUCCCUCUGUAG